AUCAAUGAAUCACAACAAAUUUCACUGAAAGUAAACAGAGUAGCGGGUAUACAUAAAUGUUUUAGAAUUGGAAUAAUUCUGAUAGUCGUCAUAAUGCUGUGCUCAUGGAAGAGUGUUUUAAUUCCUCUGCUCCUCACGGGCUUUGUAGUUGCGGAUUUAACAGAAGAUUACACUGAUUAUGAAGAGAUUGAUAAGAUUAUGCAAAUCGAAGAAGAAACACAAACUACGCCGCAAGCAACAGAGCAGCCAGAGCCUGAGUCUACAACCAGAAAAUGCGAUAAACUCGAUCUGGAUUUCGAGAAAAAACAUUUUUGAAGGGAAGCUGAUAAGUUUACUCAAUGCAACGCCCGAACAAAUUGUGCAAUUGAAAGCCGCUCUCAAUGAGUCAUUCAACGAUGUUGGCAAACGACUUACAAAUCAAACUACGUCGAUCGAGUCGAUUGAAUCGAACGUCAAGUCGUGUGGUAAACAAAAAAGAAUGCGUCAAUUCUUUGUUGUGCAAAAAUAGCAAACAAGCGAAUAAAGUCAAAUCAUCCCCUGAUGUCUGUAGCUCCGAUGAAAUUUGUUGCCACAUAUCUGAUAAGAUUGAUCAGGAGGUGCUGCCAAGCUCGAUGGAAAAGUGUGGCUAUAGCAAUCCAAAUGGCAUACUAUUUACCAACGAAGGCGGGACACAUAAUAAGGCUAAAUACGGAGAAUUCCCAUGGAUAAUUGCUAUCCUAGAACGUGUACCUACACCAGCAGCGGUUCUGGAUGUAUUUAUUGGAGGCGGCUCGAUCUUAGCGCCAAAUGUUGUGCUCACAGCUGCACACAAGGUAGUCAACAUAACUGCCGAAAAUUUAUUUGCCCGUGCUGGUGAAUGGGAUAGUGCCACAGACCGAGAGUUCUUUAAGCAUCAAGAUCUGGAUGUGCAGCAGAUUAUCAUACAUCCGAGCUAUGGGAAAUGGGAAAACAACAUUGCACUACUGGUGCUAAAAGGAAGCUAUUUUCCCAGUCCUCACAUAUCGCCCAUUUGCCUGCCCAACCAAUUAGCCAAUUUCGAUAAGGAACGUUGCAUUGUCGCCGGCUGGGGCAAAACACCACUAAAUAGCAAAGAGUAUCUACACAUUCUCAAAAAGAUCAAUGUGCAAGUUGUUCCACAAACGAAAUGUACCGAACAACUGAGACAGAAAAUUAAAGGUAUUAAUGUUCAUCCCAGUAACAUUUGUGCUGGCGGCGAGAAAGACAUCGAUUCCUGUUUCGGCGAUGGCGGUGCUCCUCUCGUCUGUCCCAUAAAAGAUAAUCCGAAUCGCUAUUAUCAGGCAGGUAUUGUUGCCUGGGGAUAUUAUUGCGGAGUGGAGAAUGUGCCAGCGGGCUACACUAGUGUGCCCUAUAUGAUGCCCUGGAUUUCCCAAGAACUCCGCAAUCUGCAAAUUAACAGCACUUACUAUACUGCCUAGACAAGAACUACAAAUGGGUACGAAAAUUUCACAUUUUGAUUGCAAUGUACAAAUUUUUGGGGUAUUUAAAGGACAUUCCAUAUACUUUUGUGUAUCAUUUGGAGUGAUUGAAAUGUACUUUUAAAUUGCAUAAGUUAAAAAAUAUUUAUUAUUA
This is a messenger RNA of Drosophila sulfurigaster albostrigata, 1590 nucleotides long. Its product is annotated as phenoloxidase-activating factor 2-like. The coding region runs from base 381 to 1436 and encodes 351 amino acids. The record is from RefSeq and is a predicted model, not a curated record. Gene Ontology annotation, molecular function: serine-type endopeptidase activity. Lineage: Eukaryota; Metazoa; Arthropoda; Insecta; Diptera; Drosophilidae. Gene Ontology annotation, biological process: proteolysis. The transcript is spliced from 3 exons.